AUGAAAAAGAUUCCUAUUAUCAUACCCAGUAAAUCAACACCUCCUUUAACAUUGACUUCCUACAAAGCCACCCAAUUUGACUGUAAUGUCUCAACAAAGGUCCAUGCAAAUUCCAACAAUAUCUCAAUGACCAAAACUUCAAAUCCAAAAUCAAUGGAUGCUCAAUUGAACCAACUAUGCAUUAAUGGCUCCUUGAAUGAAGCUGUAGCAAUUCUUGAUUCCAUAGCUGAACAAGGGUCUAAGGUUAGUCCCGUUACUUAUAUGAACCUGUUACAGUCAUGCAUUGACAAAAACGAUAUUUUGGUGGGUAAUGAAUUGCAUGCUAGAAUUGGGUUGGUUGAAAUAGUGAACCCUUUUGUGGAGACCAAAUUGGUGAGUAUGUAUGCUAAGUGCGGGCGUUUAGAUAAGGCUCGUGAAGUCUUUGAUGAAAUGCGUGUGAGGAAUUUGUUUACUUGGUCUGCUAUGAUUGGUGCUUGUUCAAGAAACAAGAGAUGGGUGGAGACUGUGGGGCUGUUUCAUAAAAUGAUGGAGUAUGGGGUUUUGCCGGAUCAGUUUUUGCUUCCGAAGGUUUUGCAGGCGUGUGGGAAGUGUAGGGAUUUAGAGACUGGGAGGUUGAUUCAUUCCUUGGUCAUUCGGCUUGGAAUGCGCUAUUCGGUUCGUGUGCAUAAUUCGAUUAUGGCUGUGUAUGCCAAGUGUGGGGAGAUGGAUUGUGCAAAGAAGGUUUUUGAGUGUAUGGAUGAAAGGAAUAGUAUUGCGUGGAAUGCUAUGAUAUCUGGGUUUUGCAUGAAAGGUGAGAUUGAACAAGCUUGGAAGUAUUUUGACGCAAUGCAAAAAGAAGGAAUGGAUCCUGGCUUGGUAACUUGGAACAUUUUGAUUGCGUGUUAUAAUCAGUUAGGGUAUUGUGAUCUUGCAAUUCGAUUAAUGAGAAAGAUGGAAUGUCUUGGUAUUGCUCCUGAUGUAUAUACGUGGACUUCAAUGCUUUCUGGCUUUACUCAAAAGGGUAGGAUAAGUUAUGCUUUAGAUUUGUUGAGAGAAAUGUUUUUAGCAGGUGUUGAGCCCAAUAGCAUUACAAUUGCAAGUGCAGCAUCAGCAUGUGCAUCCUUAAAAUCAUUGAGUAUGGGAUUAGAAAUACAUUCUAUUGCUGUUAAGAUGAAUUUGGUUAGUAAUGUAUUAAUUGGUAAUUCACUGAUUGAAAUGUAUUGCAAGUGUCGCAAUCUUGAAGAUGCUCAAAGCAUUUUUGAUAUGAUGUUAGAGAGAGAUGAGUAUUCUUGGAACUCACUUAUUGGAGCAUAUUUCCAAGCUGGUUUCUGUGGCAAAGCUCAUGAGUUAUUUACGAAAAUGCAGGAGUCUAAGUCACCCCCCAACGUUGUUACAUGGAAUAUAAUGAUCACAGGAUAUAUGCAGAGUGGUGCUGAGGAUCAGGCGUUGGGUUUUUUUAAAAGCGUUGAGAAAGAUGGGAAACUUAAGAGAGAUGUAGCUUCAUGGAAUUCAUUAAUGUCCGGUUUCAUACAAAGUGGACAAAAGGACAAGGCGUUACAAAUAUUCCGGAACAUGCAGUUUUGUCAGAUAGCUCCCAACUCGGUCACAAUACUAACUAUCCUUCCUGCUUGUGCAAAUUUAGUGGCCAGCAAGAAAGUGAAAGAAACCCAUUGUGUUGCAGUGCGUAGAAAUUUAGUGUCUGAACUUCCUGUAUCAAAUUCAUUAAUUGAUAGUUAUGCCAAGUCAGGAAAUUUAAGGUACUCGAGAAACAUUUUCUAUGGGUUGUCACGGAAAGAUGCUGUCAGUUGGAACUGUAUGCUUUCCGGUUAUGUUUUACAUGGUUGUUCAAAGUCUGCACUUGAUCUUUUUUAUCAAAUGAGGAAGCAAGGAAUUCAACCAAAUAGAGGUACUUUUGCAAGUAUUCUCUUAGCUUAUGGUCAUGCUGGAAUGGUGGAUGAGGGGAAGAGUGUUUUCUCUUGCAUCACUAAAGAAUACUUGAUUAUACCAGGCUUGGAACAUUAUUCUGCUAUGGUUUAUUUGCUCGGUCGUUCCGGUAAGCUUGCUGAAGCACUGAAGUUUAUUCAAAACAUGCCCGUUGAACCUAAUUCCUCUGUAUGGGAUGCCUUGCUGACCGCUUGCAGAAUUCAUAAAAAUUUCGGAAUGGCAGUCCAUGCAGGAAAACAUUUGCUUGAGUUGGUACCUGGCAAUAAUACAACUCGAUAUUUACUUUCACAGGCAUAUUCCUUAUGUGAGAAGUUUGAGUCGGAUGAAGAAAAGCUUGUUAAUAAACCUGUUGGUCAAUGCUGGAUUGAAAGGAAUAACACAGUCUAUACUUUUGUAGUUGGUGAUCACUCAAACCUGUACUCUGAUAAGCUAUAUUCUUGGCUAAAACGGGUAGCUGUAAAUGUGAAGACACAGACAUAUGUUUUCGACAGUGAACUUUGCAUUGAGGAAGAGGAGAAGGAAAAUACUAGUGGUGUGCAUAGUGAAAAACUUGCAUUUGCUUUUGCUCUAAUAGAAUUUCACAACACUCCUCAAAUUUUACGAAUAGUUAAAAAUUUGAAAAUGUGUAGAGAUUGUCACGACACAGCCAAAUACAUAUCAUUGGCAUAUGAGUGUGAAAUAUAUUUAAGUGAUUCAAAGUGCUUACACCACUUUAAAGGUGGCCAUUGUUCUUGUAGGGACUAUUGGUAG
This is a messenger RNA of Lathyrus sativus (Indian pea), 2673 nucleotides long. NCBI's taxonomy places the organism in Eukaryota, Viridiplantae, Streptophyta, Magnoliopsida, Fabales, Fabaceae. The record is from the annotation of a GenBank genome assembly.